GUGGACGGAAAAGGGAGCGAGAGGAUAGGAUUAUAACAACAGGUGAGUUGCAAUGUAGGAUUACACUAGACAGACAGAGCGAAUCAGCCCGAGGGACUGGAGCAGCAUGAGACAGCGGCACAAGUGAGGACAAACGCAAAGGAAAUCCGAAGAGGGAAAAGCACAAGAAUUACAUACAAUUUAUAAAAUAGACUUCCAGUUCAUCCAAAGCGGGGGAAAACAAGUGAACGGACAUGAUGGAGCCGGAUUUGGAGAGGAUUAUUCAAAGCAUUGCAGAGGAGGACCAGGAGGUCUUUCUGGCAGAGCUCCAGAAGUAUAACGAUGAGUUUAGGCGUAAUAAAGUAAGAGAUUAUGUCCCCAGCUCUGACUCGGACCUCGACUCCGAUGGCAGCGAGACCCCUGAGCUCAUUCUCAGACAGAAAUUGGCAGCUGCCCUGAUCCGGUACGUCAGGAGUCAGUGGCAACCUCAGGUGCUUAAGGUAUGCCUUCGCACCCUACGCAUCUUGUCCCGUGAUUGGCAAGCCUUGGGGUCCCUACUCACCGAUACGGCCCUGCUCACGCUGGCCAGGCUGGGGGGCAUCAAUGCACUCUCUGUGAUGGACGAGGAAGACAGCAGCAUGAAUCCCAGCUGUGGAGACGGUACCACUGGCCUCUCCACAGGGACAGAUGAUGAGCCCAGCUUGAACACACACACUGAUGGGGUCAAACCCCAUGCUGGAUGUCACACCCAGAGUCAUGAGUCUAAUGUGAACAGUGAGACUCGGUCCCAGCAACCAGGCGACCAGCAGAGUGAAUCUAACAUCAACACAGACACAUAUACCCAAGAAACAUACCACAUUUCCGCUGGUGCACAUACGAGAAGAAACACGCACGAGUGCCUCGUCAGAGGAAAGAGAGACAGCAGAGCGAAGGGUGACGACGAGGAAGACAAGGAGGAAGGAGAAGUGUGGAGGAAGGAGGCCAUGAAGACUUUGUGCAACAUUGUCUACAACAGUAGUUGGGCGCAGGAGAGAGCCAGUGCACUGAGUCUUCUACCAGGUUUGUUAGACAAGCUGGAACAGGGCACUCGGGCUGCAGCACCUCCCAGUGGACAAUUUUAUGAACUGCGGCUCCUUUUCCUCCUGACAGCACUGAGACCAGAACUGAGAGUUCAGCUGCAAAAGGAAGGGGGAGUGUCCCUGCUGACCACUGCCUUGGAAAAGUGUUUAUCGCCACAGUGGAAGAACUUCCAUGAGGCUGUACCGGAUCCCUCAGGUCCCCCAGUCUCCACAGAACUGUCACAGUGCGCCACUGAAAUUCUCAAGAUCCUGUUCAACGUCACAUACAGCAAUCGCAGGCAGCAGCCCGAUGAUGAAAGUGCUGCUCUCUACCGCCACCUUGCGGCUGUGCUGCGCCACAGCCUCUUACUGUCCUGCGAGAGAGAUGAGAGUACAGAGGAGCUACAGAGUCACGCCGUGAACCUGCUGUCCGCCCUCCCCCUCGAGUGUCUGGACGUGCUGCUGUCGGUGCCCUUGUCAGGGGGCUCACUGGAAUGGGAGGGCUUCAACAUGGACUGUGUCCAUGCCCUCAUGCUCUUCAUGGAGAAGCAGCUGAACAAGACUGAGAAGCUCAAAGAGAGGCUCACACCCGUCCUGAACCUGCUCACAGAGAGCUGCCGGGUCCACAGACAGACGCGGCAUUACCUGCGACGGCAGAUCCUGCCCCCGCUGCGGGACGUGUCCGUCAGGCCCGAGCAGGGGGACUCGGUGAAAAGCCGGCUGGUGCGGCUCAUGACCCACGUAGACACGGACGUGAAGGACUGCGCGGCGGAGCUGCUCUUUGUGCUCUGCAAGGAGAACGUGAGCAGGUUCGUCAAGUACACGGGCUACGGCAACGCGGCCGGCCUGCUGGCUGCGCGGGGGCUGCUCAGGGGAAGAGGGAAGGGUUCGAACCCCCAAGGCGAGUACUCGAGCGACUCCAACUCGGACACAGAGGAGUACAAGCAGGCCAAGGCACGGAUCAACCCGGUGACGGGGCGCGUGGAGGAGGACCAUCCCGACCCCAUGGAGGGUAUGACAGAGGAAGAGAAGGAGGAGGAAGCGCAAAAGCUCAUCAGUAUGAUCAACAGACUGUCGCGAGACCAGAUCAACGAACCCAUGGCUGUGACUCCCGAAGGGAAGUUAGCACCGUUGGAACUGCCGAAACAGGAGGCGCUGGCAGAAGACAGGCAGUCCGAAGAGGACAGCGAAGAAGAAGACAAGUGAGGGUGGAAACCAAUAGGUGUCUUCUAGAUGGAGCACCUGAGUAAAGGAAAAUUGGGGCGACGCUCCAACGAGCACUUAGGAAACCAUAUUAAGAAAAUCCUGGACAACUUAGACUGGAUUUACCUCAAAAAUUACUCAGAUAAAAUUAGUGAAAUACUUUUACACAAUAAAUUGAUUAGAAAUGCUUAACGUGGCAGAGCCGUGGUGAGGUUCGCUGCACACUCUUGUUGGUCAUAAACAUAUCAAUAAAGGCUCAAGUUGUCAUCAUA
Messenger RNA from Scleropages formosus (Asian bonytongue), 2512 nucleotides. RefSeq names its product synembryn-A-like. The record is from RefSeq and is a predicted model, not a curated record. The transcript is spliced from 12 exons. Gene Ontology annotation, cellular component: cytoplasm; plasma membrane. NCBI's taxonomy places the organism in Eukaryota, Metazoa, Chordata, Actinopteri, Osteoglossiformes, Osteoglossidae. Gene Ontology annotation, biological process: G protein-coupled receptor signaling pathway. Bases 234 to 2243 code for a protein of 669 amino acids. Gene Ontology annotation, molecular function: guanyl-nucleotide exchange factor activity; G-protein alpha-subunit binding.